Messenger RNA from Zootermopsis nevadensis, 374 nucleotides. Lineage: Eukaryota; Metazoa; Arthropoda; Insecta; Blattodea; Termopsidae. The record is from RefSeq and is a predicted model, not a curated record.
GGUUAAUAACUAAGAAUGUGUGUCAAUAUUUUCCAGGAAGCAAUGCCAUUAAGACUGAAGGAGGUUCACAUUGUUAAUCAACCAUUCCUGUUCAACAUGGUAUGGCAAAUGUUCAAACCCUUCGUUAAGGAAAAGUUGAAGAAGAGGUUGUUCUUCCACGGAAAGAAAAUGGAGUCGCUCCAUGAACACAUUGAUCCAUCGUACCUGCCUGAAGAUUAUGGCGGUAAACUUCCCAAAAUCAAUUAUUCCAGCGUGGAAUGGUAUCCUGUUCUGAGGACAUUGGACGAUGAUUUUAAGGAAUGGAAUUCCUUUGGAGUCGUUGAGAAGAAAUGAAGUGGAGAAAACGUUGCGACCUUCAUUCAAGUGGCUAUGGA